Messenger RNA from Alosa alosa (allis shad), 3401 nucleotides. RefSeq names its product multiple C2 domains, transmembrane 2a (gene mctp2a). The record is from RefSeq and is a predicted model, not a curated record. Gene Ontology annotation, molecular function: calcium ion binding. Gene Ontology annotation, cellular component: synaptic vesicle membrane. Lineage: Eukaryota; Metazoa; Chordata; Actinopteri; Clupeiformes; Clupeidae. Gene Ontology annotation, biological process: regulation of neurotransmitter secretion.
GAUGCUCCAGAUGCUUUCGAACAGGUGAGGCAAGGCGGCAACAGUGUUUUUUCCUCCUUGAGGACACCUUGGAAUUGAAGAAAAGAGCAUGGAUCCUGCCAAAAAGAGGACGGCCUGGUCCAACUUCCGAGACAAGACCAGAGCCCAGUUCAGCAACAUCAAGAUUGGCAAGAAACCCAAGAAGACCAAUCUGAAGUAUCGUCGGAGCAUCUCUGUCCCCGACCUUCGGAUUGCACUCCCAUCUCAGCUCUCAGCCCUGGACACGAUAAUCCAGACGCCCAAUGAUGACAGCAUGUUUUUUGACGGUGCCAACAGCCGUUUUUUUUCUCAGUCCGUGGCAGACAGCGGCUCGUCCAGCCCCACGUACUCGGAGAACUCCUCCGUUCCAGAUGCCCCCUUCUACACCAGGUUUGCCGUGCUGCCCUCUACCAGCUCUGCCCCUGAGAGAGUGCCUAACCCGGGCAUCAGCGCCACCCCGAUGAGAUUGGAGACCGACACCUUCUCGUGGCUUUCGGACGAGACCAGUGUCCCGGCAGGGAGGGUGGCACAACAAGCGCCUCCAGAGGCCUAUCAGGCGCACGCCCCUGCCCCAGUAGAGAGAUCCGCUGUGGUGCCAAAGGUCCCCCCCGCUUCCCCAGAGAAGAAAAGAACGCCUCCAGUGUCCAGGACGAUCAUCCCACCGGACAGACUCUCUCUGCCUGCAGAGAUAUCCUCCUCCUGGGCUGGUCCCACGGAGUCAGGCAACAGCACUCCCUCAGAGGAGCACGUUCUGGAGGAGUCCUGGGGGAUGGACAGUGAUCUGCUGGCCAUGAUGGAGCCAAUGUCACCCCCAUCCAGAGAACUCUUCAUCACAGGGUCUGCAGAAGAUGUACCCUAUACUCCUUUCUUCAAUGAAACCAGUGAUUAUGACAGCAACUCCCUUCAAGACCAAGUGGAAAGAAGUAGCUCAGCUGUCAGCUUAGAUCAGCUGGUUGCCAGUGGCCAGAAGGUGCAGUACCUCAUUACCAUCAACCUCAAGGAGGGCAGGAACCUGGUGGUGCGAGAUCGCUCUGGCAAGAGCGACCCGUUUGUUAAAUUCCAAAUUAAUGGAAAGACAAUCUACAAAAGCAAAGCGGUGUCUAAGAACCUCAACCCAGCCUGGAAUGAAUCCUUCUCCUUCCCAGUUGAUCUGGAGCAUAAGCUCUACGUGAAGGUUUAUGACAGAGACUUUCGAUCACAUGACUACAUGGGUGGGAGUGUUGUUCCUAUCAAUAAACUGGAAUUGGACAAGACCACAGAGCUGGUGCUGAAGCUGGGGGAUCCCAACAGUAAGGAGUCAAACAUGGGGGUGGUCAUCAUGGACCUCUGCCUGUCAAUAAGAGACGGACCCACCAAGAGAAACCGCUGGAAUCUUAAGAGGAGAGGGAGCAUUGGGAAGGGCCAAGUUCCAGCCCAGGCCCAGCAGCUUCGCGGUGUGGACAUGAGGAAGAACCAGGUGUGGAGCGGCGUCUACUCCAUCGUCCUGGUGGAGGGUCAGGAUAUGCCUGAGGCCGGCCAGGGUGACGUCUAUGUGCGCUUCCGACUGGGAGAGCAAAAGUUCAAGAGCAAGAACCUGUGUAGAAAGUCAAACCCGCAGUGGAGGGAGGCCUUCGACUUCAACCAGCUGGAUGGGCUGGACGUGCUUCAGGUGGAGGUGUGCUCCAAGAAGGGCCGCAAGUGUGAUGAGUGCUGGGGGCUACUGGAUAUUGACCUGUCCAGGCUGCCGGACAAGCAGAGACAGCUGUAUACACGAGUGUUGGACCCGGGAAAGGGCCGGCUGGUCUUCCUCAUCACCCUCACGCCCUGUUCCGGAGCAUCCGUGUCUGACCUGCACUCGCCCCCCUUAGACGACCUGGAGACCAGCGAGAGGGUGGUGUACCAAUACAGUUUGAAGAACUCCUUGAAAAACAUGAACGACGUCGGUUUUGUUCAAAUCAAGGUGAUCAAGGCCAGUGACAUCGCCUCGGCCGACCUGAGCGGCAAAAGUAAUCCCUUCUGCGUACUCGAGCUGGGGAACAGCAAGCUGCAGACCCAGACCAUCCACAAAACUCUCAACCCGGAGUGGAACAAAGUCUUUACAUUCCCAAUUAAAGACAUACACAAUGUCCUUGUUCUGACGGUCUAUAACGAAGAUGGGGACAAACCCUCAGAAUUUCUGGGGAAAGUGGCUGUGCCUUUGCUCUCGAUUCAAAAUGGCCAAGCUGUUACCCAGUACCUUAAGAAAGAUGAUUUAGCAGCUGCAUCUAAAGGAACCAUCUCGCUGGAGAUGGACGUCAUCUACAAUCCAGUUCGUGCAGGCAUCAGAACCUUUGGACCAAAAGAAAUGAAAUUCCUGGAAGACAGUCCGAAAUUUAACAAGAAGAUUUUAGCUCGUAACAUAUACCGGGUCCGACGCAUCAGCACGGCCAUCCUGUACACACUGCGCUACAUUAAGAGCUGUUUCCAGUGGGAGAGCACGCAGCGCAGCAUAAUCGCCUUCGUGAUCUUUGUGCUGACCGUGUGGCAGUUGGAGCUCUUCAUGCUGCCUCUCUUUCUGCUCCUGCUCAUCGCCUGGAACUACUUCCAGAACACCCCGGGGGCGGUCAGCCACAGUCAGGACCUGGAGAACAUGUCCGUGGCCGAAGACGAGGAAGAGGACGAAAAGGAAUCAGAGAAGAAAGGGCUGAUGGACAAAAUCCAUAUGGUUCAAGAGAUAGUCCUCACUGUGCAGAACACCUUGGAUGAGGUUGCAUCUAUUGGAGAGAGAAUUAAGAACACUAUCAACUGGUCAGUGCCUUUCCUGUCGUACUUGGCGUGUGUGAUGCUGUUUGUGGCGACUGCUGCCUUGUUCUUCAUCCCACUUCGCUACAUUGUGUUGAUAUGGGGUGUUAACAAAUUCACCAAGAAACUCCGCAACCCGUAUGCCAUCGACAGUAAUGAAGUACUGGAUUUCCUCGAGAGGGUGCCUUCUGAUGUUCAAAAGGUGCAGUACAGCGAGCUCCGCGCGCCCACCACCGCUAACCCGCAGCGCAAGAAACGCUAAGAGUCCGGCCCACAGGACCACGCGACCCUCCGGAUGACCUGCCAGACGAGCCACCGGCGGCCCGACAGAGGGAUGGAGGGAUGCACUGACAUGGAGGGAUGGAUGAAUGGAUGGAUGAAUGGAUGGAUGAGAUGUGGGGUUGGGCAGUCUCUCUCUCUUUGUAAAAUGGAUUGGUCGGCCGGGGCUCUCUGUUUUGGUACUUUGAGAACUCGCCUGUGCCUCCACUCUAAACUAACCUUCUCUGGACCUUCAAGCUUGUCUCCUAUAAAUGCAUCAAAACAUAUUGUUACUGUGUGUUUGUGUCUGUGUGUUGGGUUGCAUGUGUGUGUAAGUAUGUGUAUUUGUGUUUUCCAUGUCUAAG